This is a messenger RNA of Leptomonas pyrrhocoris, 1005 nucleotides long. RefSeq lists its product as hypothetical. Bases 142 to 1005 code for a protein of 287 amino acids. The transcript has a single exon. The record is from RefSeq and is a predicted model, not a curated record. Lineage: Eukaryota; Euglenozoa; Kinetoplastea; Trypanosomatida; Trypanosomatidae.
AGUAGCCCGAAGAGGAAGAGAGAGUGAGAGGCGAAAGUAAAGGGCUUCUGUCUUGAACAGGGGGCGAACGUCUCUUUUCUUUCCUUUUCUGUGUCUGGUGGUGCGCGGCUCUAGAACUGCCUAUGUGGCUCUCGGUGUGCAAUGACCACCGUUACCCCCAAAAUACCCUUCAAAACAUGGCUGCGGCUGCACGGCAAGGCAAUUUGUCAGGCCCUGCCGCUGUCUUUUCUUAUCGUAGUGGAAGCGCGUGAUUUGUACUACCGUGCCACCUGGGACGUCACGCCGAUCCCACCGGCCAAGUUCGAGGUGGGGGAUGUAGUGGCUCUGUGCAAUCGGUGGUACACGCUGCCCACCUGGGGCCACCUCGUGUACAGUUGGAUCUCAAAGGUGUUGCUGAAAUCCUGCUGGGAUGACGUGGCGGUGGUGUCGAGCGUGAAGGACGGCAAGCCGAACGUCCUCUACGCGGACUUCACCGGCGUACACGAGAUGCCGCUCGACGCCUUUCUGGAGGUACGGUGCCCGCGCGGAGCAGCGGUGCGCAAGCUGCAUAGGGACGUCGGCGUUCCCCCGCUCAGCCCCAACAUCGCGGAACUCUUCAAGAAGGAGGUGGGGAAGCUGCCGGUGGAGCCGUGGUACCUGUUCUCGGCGAGCAUGCGCGCCAACACGGAGCACCGUUAUUACGAGUUCUGCGUCGGCAUGCACGAGCAGCGGUGUAAGAUCCGGUCCAUGCUGGAACGGAAGCAAUCGAGACAGGCGAUCGAGGCGCAGCGGGAAACGUUGAAGGAGAUGGAUGUGAUGCGGCUGCACUUAGCGAAGUUCGUGGCGCCCGUAACUUCAUUCCACCUCUUUAACGGUUCGUUGGUGGCUUCGUUUUUUGCCACCUACGGCCUCCUCGACCGCGACGUGCCUUCGCCGUCGCGCUACGUACCGCAGGACUUUGCCCACGACAUUCCCUUUCUCGGCGCGACGACGCUCGAAGAGCCGGUCGUUUUCUUCAAGAACUGA